CAUUGAAUUCCCGGAACAUUUUUGUGUCGCCCCUUACUCGCUUCAUGUUCAAUGCCUUACGAACUUUAGUCUCUGAAAAUCGAUGUCGAUUUGUGGAGGCAGGUAUCAACCUCGACCUGAGUUACAUCACCAAUAAGAUUAUCGCCAUGUCAUUCCCUUCGGAUGGUUUGGAAGGAUUCUACCGUAAUGCUUUUCGAGAUGUAAAAAGAUUUCUUGACAAUCGCCAUGGUGGUCAUUACAAAGUAUUCAACCUACGAUCCGAGAAAUUAUACGAUGGCAAACGCUUCGAGGCACCUGUGUCAGCUUAUCCGUUUCCAGACCAUCAACCACCUCCCUUUGAAUUGCUGCUACAAUUUUGUCAAGAAGCAGCUGCUUGGUUUGCACAAGAUAGAGCCAAUGUCAUCGUGGUUCAUUGUAAGGCGGGCAAAGGUCGGACAGGCACUAUGAUCGCAUGCUUAUUGCUAUACCUUGGUGAGGCAAGGAAUGCCAAUGCAGCUAUCGCCUUUUAUGGUGCCAAACGGACAAGUGAUGGCAAGGGAAUCACUAUACCCAGUCAGAUCCGAUAUAUUCAGUAUUUUGAAAAGACGCUGGCGUCCAAGGAUCCUGCAGCUGGGUUGGGAGAAGAUCCGCUCCGCCUGUCACAAAUCACACUCUACAACACCCCCAAAAGUUACAGAAACAAUCAAACUGUUGCUUUUACUGUCUUUUAUAAAGAUGCAAAGAUUUACGAUCAUCGCCAACCCAAGUGUACAGUAUAUCGACAUGCGAAUGAGAUCAUAAUUGGCAUGCCGGAUCUGAAGCCACUGCAAGGAGAUUUCAAAGUGGCCUUUUAUCGAACAACAUCCUAUCUGAAUAACGCACCUCGCUCCAUCUGUCAUGUUUGGCUGAAUACACGAUUCACUCAACCUCCCCCUGGCCAAGAUACCAUCACCAUCAAAUUCCCAAAAACGGAAAUUGACGGAGCUUACAAUGAUGAUUUGCAAAACGAGUUUGACGAUGAUUUUAUUAUAGAGCUCACAUUUACAAAUGCAAUAUAACAUCAUGGAACAAAUAUGUGCGAACUGUGCAGAAAAGUCUGAAAUGCAGUUAAUUUUAUUAUUUUUGGACACUGCAUUGACACUAGGUGUUUAUGCACUGACUACUGGAUGGUCAGUACAACUGGGCAAGAUGAGAAAAACAGGAACAUGAACAGGACAAGAAGAACAAGAGACUAGGAUAAGAAGCAUACAGUAAUUCCUAACUAAGACAGUUCUGUCUGCAAGUUUAAAGAUGUUUCUCGAUCAAUCUGUAGUAUUUUAGCUGUAAAUCAUGACAAAUAAAAGUGCAG
This is a messenger RNA of Radiomyces spectabilis, 1327 nucleotides long. Its product is annotated as protein-tyrosine phosphatase-like protein. The transcript has 11 exons. The coding region runs from base 45 to 1037 and encodes 330 amino acids. Gene Ontology annotation, biological process: dephosphorylation. Gene Ontology annotation, molecular function: phosphatidylinositol-3,4,5-trisphosphate 3-phosphatase activity; phosphoprotein phosphatase activity. NCBI's taxonomy places the organism in Eukaryota, Fungi, Mucoromycota, Mucoromycetes, Mucorales, Radiomycetaceae. Gene Ontology annotation, cellular component: cytosol. The record is from RefSeq and is a predicted model, not a curated record.